AUGAGAGGCAGCUGGAUUGUAUUAGCCUUUUGCUCUCUGGGGCAGCUAUAUGCAGAUCAGAGCCUGAAACCUCAGACUGCAGCCUCUCAGCUUGCUACGAACAAUCCCACACUUACUACUGUUGCUCUAGAGAAACCUUUCUGUAUGUUUGAUAGCUCACUAAGUCUAAAUAAAUCUUACACCAUCUACUUGUAUGCAAUGAUGGAAUCGGCAAUGGCAAUAAGCUCAAUGGUGACUGACAAUAGAAGCAAACCACUUGACAGCACGUUCCAGCAAACAAGUGGGGGACGGCUUGGACCUUACAAGGCUGCUCUGUUCAGUAUACCCAACUGCGCAUCACCCCCAAACCUUGGGGAUGUGGGAGACAUUAACAAAGUUUCUGAUGUCCUGAAACAAUACCUCUUCAGAGUUGGGGAUGAUGGGACUUGUUUGUAUGACCCAAACUUCCUAGAUGUCUGUAACCCACCUCUCGCUCCAGAUACAACAUACAGAUUUAAAUACAUGUUGGUAGAUAACACUGAUGGUAUCAUGAAAGACCAAACGCUCUGGUCUGAUCCAAUCAAAACCAGACGAGUUAGACUUCCCAUGAAAAUUGAUACCUGGCCUGGUCGAAGGAGUGGAGGCAUGAUUGUCAUUACGUCAAUCCUGAGUGUUCUUGUGUUUCUUCUGCUUUCGGGCUUUUUUGCUUCUGUGUCCUCUACUGUCAAAAGAAAUUCUUUAUUAGAGGGCUGCAGCAUACCUUGCCAAUUCCCCAGCUUGCAGAGGAAAACAGAGAAACCUGAGUUCUGGUAACCGUAAGUGUGUCCUGGUGAACACUUGCCCUGUGGUAUAAAUAGAGAGAGAAAAGCUGGGGAGCAGUGCUGA
This is a messenger RNA of Rhea pennata, 864 nucleotides long. RefSeq names its product uroplakin 3A (gene UPK3A). Gene Ontology annotation, biological process: water transport; urea transport. The record is from RefSeq and is a predicted model, not a curated record. Lineage: Eukaryota; Metazoa; Chordata; Aves; Rheiformes; Rheidae. Gene Ontology annotation, cellular component: plasma membrane.